This is a messenger RNA of Truncatella angustata, 552 nucleotides long. Its product is annotated as eukaryotic ribosomal protein L18. The transcript is spliced from 3 exons. The record is from RefSeq and is a predicted model, not a curated record. Gene Ontology annotation, molecular function: structural constituent of ribosome; RNA binding. Gene Ontology annotation, cellular component: cytosolic large ribosomal subunit; ribosome. Gene Ontology annotation, biological process: translation. Lineage: Eukaryota; Fungi; Ascomycota; Sordariomycetes; Amphisphaeriales; Sporocadaceae. The coding region runs from base 1 to 552 and encodes 183 amino acids.
AUGGGCGUGGAUCUAGUAAAGCACCACGUGCGCAACACUCACCGCACGGCACCCAAGAGCGACAAUGUCUACCUCAAGCUCCUUGUGAAGCUUUACCGCUUCUUGGCCCGCCGUACCGACUCUUCCUUCAACAAGGUCGUCCUGCGCCGUCUUUUUAUGUCCCGCACCAACCGACCCCCCGUCUCCGUCUCCCGCAUUGUCGGACAGAGCAAGGGUCAGGCUGACAAGACCGUCGUUGUCGUUGGUACCAUCACCGAUGACAACCGUCUUCUCACAGUCCCCAAGCUGAGCAUUGCUGCUCUGAAGUUCACCGCCACUGCCCGUGCUCGCAUCAUUGCUGCCGGCGGUGAGGCUCUUACUCUCGAUCAGCUUGCUCUGCGUGCCCCCACUGGCAGCAACACCCUGCUCCUCCGUGGACCCAAGAACUCUCGUGAGGCCGUCAAGCACUUCGGCAUGGGCCCUCACAAGAACAAGAAGCCCUACGUUCAGUCCAAGGGCCGCAAGUUCGAGAAGGCUCGUGGUCGCAGACGAUCCCGUGGUUUCAAGGUCUAA